This is a messenger RNA of Eremothecium gossypii ATCC 10895, 2184 nucleotides long. It is a transcript of the gene SWE1, whose product is annotated as tyrosine protein kinase SWE1. The transcript has a single exon. Lineage: Eukaryota; Fungi; Ascomycota; Saccharomycetes; Saccharomycetales; Saccharomycetaceae. Gene Ontology annotation, biological process: protein phosphorylation. Gene Ontology annotation, molecular function: protein kinase activity; ATP binding. Bases 1 to 2184 code for a protein of 727 amino acids. The record is from RefSeq and is marked provisional.
AUGACGCUCCGGCACGACAGCAUGGCAGCGCUGCGCGAGUCGCCGUUUCUGAACAGAAAGCACACGCUGUCGCCGGCGCUGCGCUUCAACUGCAUGGUGCACGAGGAGGAGGAGCUUAGCGAGGCGGAUCUCGAGAGCGAGGGCGACAGCGACCGCACGCAGCCGGCGACGCCGUCCAACAACUUGCGUUUCUACUCGUCGCGGCAGGCCGCGGGCCUGUGCAGAAGUGUGGGCACACUGAACCUCUCGCUUGAGAAUGCGAGCAGAAAGCUCGCCCCCCUAACGACGUCACGGGACUUGCCAGUCCGCGUACGCGAGGAAGACAAUGGGGGCCUCGAGUUUCUGUCUGGCACGGCUAUGUGCCAAGGAGAUGGUGAUAAGGAGUUCCACCGGGGAGAUAACCUGUGGCGUCCAUUUCCCCCGAGGCACGACAAAAACUUAAAGAGAAGUGCGAGCAAAUGUGAAAUGAAGCCCCCCUUAAUAUCGGAUCGCUCUCAGUCGCGUGACAAUGACUCAGUAGAAGACGAGAACGCAAGAAACAUGGCAUACAGCCCGCUGGGCAACAAGAAAAAGAUGCGCAAGUUCCCGGAAUGCCAAUUAUUCAAGGACGUGAAGCCUGAUCAGUCUGCCUUCCAGCAAAAGGGGCUCAUGUCCAAAAUGCGGUCAAAUCUCCUACCUCAAAAACUGAUAAUCCCAGAUACUCCGGUGAAAAAAUCGCCGCACUCGUCGAUAAUGGAGUCGCCCAUGGACUGCUCCGUGUAUGGCUCAUCGAGUGUCCCCCACGAUACGCAACCGUUCAAGAACUUCCCGCUCUUCAAGCCGGGGACACCGCCCAUUGAAAGCUCUCCAACAUACCAGCAUAGGGCACAGAGACUCGACAGCAAAAAUGACAUGCCUGCGCAGCGGAUGAAACGCCGCUCAAAGGUCAUCAAGAACACCGACCUCUCUAACAUGCUGCAACAGUUCACGGACGAUCUGUUCGGCAGUGGGGACGAGGAGCCCGUGUUCAACUCUUCCCCACUAAGAACACCGAGAAAGCGCAGUCCGCAGCCAGACAGGCUGCGGCCGCCGGUUACAACCACCCGCCAGCAGGGAAAGCGCCGUCUAGUGGGUACAUCGCAUGCAUCGCAGAGCGCGCGGGCGCGCAACCCCGACGAGCACCUCGGGGCGAACUUCUCGAACGUCACCCUGCUUGGUCGCGGCCAGUUUUCAACGGUCUAUCAAGUAACCUUCCCGGAGACCUCUGCAAAGUACGCAGUUAAAAGCAUGGCGCCAAAGAAGCAUUAUUCCAGGAGCCGCAUUAUCCAGGAGAUACAGCUCCUCUCCGAAAUCAGCCAGGAGACAAGCGACGCGGAAGGCCGCGAGUACGUUGUGCAGUUCAUAUCCUCCUGGGAAUACCAGGGCACUUACUACGCUAUGACAGAGCUGUGCGAGAACGGGAACCUGGACCAGUUUUUGCAAGAGCAGCUCGUCGCGCGGUCAAAGCGACUGGAAGACUGGCGCAUAUGGAAGAUCAUAGUAGAGGUAUGUCUCGGGCUGCGUUUCCUCCACGAAACCUGCUCAAUUGUACACCUAGAUCUCAAACCGGCCAAUAUUAUGAUAACAUUCGAGGGCAACCUAAAGCUCGGGGACUUCGGCAUGGCCACCAAGCUGCCGCUUACGGACAAGGCGUUCGAGAACGAAGGCGAUCGCGAGUACAUCGCGCCGGAAAUCAUCUCCGAUGGCAUAUACGACUUCAGGGCAGAUAUCUUCUCUCUCGGCUUGAUGAUUGUCGAGAUAGCUGCUAACGUCGUGCUACCGGACAAUGGCAACGCCUGGCACAAGCUGCGCUCGGGCGAUCUCUCGGACGCCGGAAGGCUAAGCAGCACCGAAAUAUACACCACGUCCAUUUUCUCUUCUACCGACAUCAACUCCACCAACAUAACCGAGGUUUCCCGCCCUUGCAGCUACAACGCUGGCAGCGGCCGCAUCAAACAUAUACCCGCGUGGGUCCCCCGUUUCCUCAUAGAUAACGACUCACUGGAAAAGCUGGUCAUCUGGAUGAUUGAGCCCGACUAUCGGAAACGGCCGACCGCGAGCAAUCUUCUGCAGGCUGAGGAGUGCCAGUACGUGGAGCUGACACGCAAGGCGGGCGCCAUCAUCCAAGAAGACGACUUUGGUCCCAAGCCGGAGUUCUUCAGCUAG